Amphibalanus amphitrite is the source of this 2593-nucleotide messenger RNA. Its product is annotated as UDP-N-acetylglucosamine/UDP-glucose/GDP-mannose transporter-like. The transcript is spliced from 10 exons. NCBI's taxonomy places the organism in Eukaryota, Metazoa, Arthropoda, Thecostraca, Balanomorpha, Balanidae. Bases 326 to 1606 code for a protein of 426 amino acids. The record is from RefSeq and is a predicted model, not a curated record. Gene Ontology annotation, cellular component: Golgi apparatus. Gene Ontology annotation, molecular function: antiporter activity; GDP-fucose transmembrane transporter activity.
AUAACAUUUUCUGUCGACAUUAGGGGAUUGUUUAUUACCCCAGAAACAUGAUCAAAGUGAAUGCGUUUCGAAAACUAAAAUCGACUUUUGGAAGCAACCAUCAGCUGCGGAAGAAACAGAACCUACCACUGGGCACCGAAUAAAGCGUCCGCAAUCGAUAGUUGGCUGAGCGACAGUCCCAGCUGGUUGUAAGCCACGCGGUAACGCAGAACCUCAAGGCUCUGUUUGUUUUAUAGAUUUGCCCGCAUACGUCACUGAAAAUUCAGGUGCGGUGCCGUCAGCUGGCACAGUUCAAGGUUAGACAAUAUGGUUCAAGUGCCCGUAGAUGUCAUCAGCGGUCCCUCCCCACCCGUCCCUAUCUGUCAGUUCAUUCGACCCGGCACCAUUCCGCGCCCCCGCUCCGUCCCGUAAGGCCGGUCGGUCGAGCCGUGCCGAGGUCAAGGUCAAAGGUGGUCGAGGGAGGAUGCCCAGCCGUGGCGCGAACGCAGGGGUCAAGCGCAGGCGACCACGGAAAGGCUCCGACGGCAGAUCGAGGCGAGGAGGUGACACGGCGAUGGAGGCUAAAAACCAGCUCGGUGACGCCGCCAGUGCCGGUGCGAAGGAGAAGGCGGCCAGGAUGGGUGGCGCGCCGGCCAGCCCGCCCGCUGAGGCGCCCCUCUGGCUGCGCACCUCAUCAGCGGCCAGCUAUGCCUUCUCGUCGUUUGCCAUCAUGGCGGUGAAUAAGGAGGUGCUCACAGUGAAAAAGUUUCCGUCGUUUUUAGUGCUGGGCGUUUGUCAGAUGUUGGUGACCAUUGUCACCCUAGGUGCACUGCGGUUCGUAGGCUACGUACAGUUUCCAGCCCUCGACAGGAGUAUACCACGCAAGAUAUGGCCGCUACCUGUAGUCUAUCUAGGAAAUCAAGUCACGGGUCUAGGAGGUACAAAAAUGCUCAGUUUACCUAUGUUGACGGCGCUACGAAGGUUCUCCAUUCUGAUGACCAUGGGACUGGAGUUUUACCUGCUUGGGGUUCGUCCGGAGCUGGCCGUUCAGCUGAGUGUCUACGGCAUGGUGCUUGGCGCCAUCGUGGCUGCCUGCGCCGACCCGUCGUUUGACCUGAUGGGCUACACGAUGGUGUUCACCAACGACCUAUUCACGGCCGCCAACGGCGUCUACUCCAAACAGAAACUGGAGGCGCGCGACCUGGGCAAGAACGGCCUGGCCUUCUACAACGCGCUGUUCAUGAUCGCCCCGCUGUCGCUGGUCGCCUGGUGGCUCGGACACUGGAAUCUGGUGUACGAGUUCGCCGGCUGGUCGGACGGCCGCUUCCAGUUCCACUUUCUCACCUCGUGCGCCAUGGGCACCGUGCUGAUGUACACGACCAUGCUGUGUACGCAGCACAACUCGGCGCUGGUCACCACAGUGAUUGGCUGCAUCAAGAACAUCGCCAUCACCUACUACGGCAUGUGGUUCAACAGCGACUUUCAGGGCGGCCCGCUGGUCGUCGUCGGUCUGCACAUCAGCAUAUUCGCGAGCUGCUGGUUCGCCUACCUCAAGUUCAAAUCGAAGCCGUCCGCCACUCUGCCCGUGGCCGUUCAUCAGAAUGGCAACCGCGUGGUCACUGCGUAGCGGUCGGCCCACAGCCUCUGCCGCCGCGAGCGGUGUGCCGUCCCCUACAUGAGCGCCGUCUGCCGCCAGGUCGAAACUGCCGUUGGAUCGCUGAGAAGGUCACAAAGGAUGGUGUCUGGCCGGGGUCGAACGGGCGCGGUGUGGAAAAAUCGGCCUCUUUGCUGAGAGGCUAGCUUGUCGAGGCUAUGUCACCGAGACUAGCUCGUCGAGGCUAGCUCACAUAAGCUGGCAUGCCGAGGUUAGCCCGCUGAGGCUAUCUCGCCAGUGAGUACUCUCUCGGCGGCGGCUAGCCCGGCUAUGUGACCAGUUGGUUGUGCGUUUGUCAGGUCGGUGCAGACUACAGAGCCGGAUACGGGAGUGGGCAGCGCGGCGCAAUACGGUGCCAACUGUUAGGCAUUUCAUGGUGCUCUCCUUACCAGCGGCGGGCACAAAGAUCGUCGCACCCGGCUGGCGUUGAGGUCAGACCAAGCAGCGGGCCGUCGCUGUGCCCCAGCUGCAACAGAGCAGCGCGUUUUACGUCCGGUGUGUCUUGCGACUGUGAUCCGAGCAGUUGUGUGCUGUGUGCUAUUGUCACCACCUUUGGCCAGUGUGAUCGUGGGCAUUGAUUCUUAAUUUUCAUCAUCUCCGAUGGCACAUUCUUCCCGAUUUCGUGCACUCUUACUUCCUUCUUGAUCUAGUCUCUUCUCGAUCGCGGUUUUAUCUUGUCUCUUCACGUUUUCUCGGCACGAUUAUUUCGAAGGCAGCACGCGCAAUAAUUGCGCCGGAAACAGCAUCACCUGUCCAUUGUGCGUCUGUUAUAUGAUAUGAUGGACGCCCCGCAGGCGACUUUCGUGCCAUCUAGCGACAGGGUGGUGCAUUUCAAUUCGCUCUCGUGUGCAGGCGGCGUAUUGGCCGAUCGCUAUACUGGUAUGGAUGUGCCUGCUCAUUGGCGUCCGUUAUGGCUUUAUCUGUGAAUAUUUUAUUUGUUCAAAUACAUGUACAUAUGUA